AUGGAGGUUUUCGUACUCACCACUGAUGCCCGAGACGAAGACUUGGACGUAGCAAAGGCUACGGCCAAUCACGAGCGCUUCAAGGCUUGCAUUGACCACAUCCAGUCCUACAAGAAACGAGGCGACGACGAGGACGAUUACGGCGGGACGGAGGAGGCCUCGGAGGACACGGCGAAGCAGUGCUUCAUCUACAUGUAUGGGCGGACGGCGGAGGGCAAGAGCGUGUGCCUGCGCAUCCCUUUCUCCCCCGCCCUGUACCUGGAGGCUCCCGGAGGUUGGAGCGAGGCGGAUGCCACAGCCACCGCGGAGAGAGUCUACCUGUCCAUCAACAGGCGGGCUUACGGAGGCAUCGCCAGAGUCACCACGAUGCGCAGCAAAAAGUUCUACGGGUACCACGGGGACGCGGAGUUCCUGUUCUACAAGCUCAAUGUCACCUCGGACAAGGCGCUGAAGCAGUGUCAGUACGCCCUACAGAAGAAGCCUCUGAACCUCUGGGUGCUGAAGAGAGACCCGCAUCGAUUCGCUCUCUACGAAGCGAAUGUUCCCCCAGUCAUCCAGUUCUUCCACGAGACGGGCUCUCUGCCUUGCGGCUGGCACACCAUCGACCUCGGAGGACGCAGGCCCGUCGACAAGGCACGGCAGGCGUCCACGUGCGACCUGGAAUACGUCAUCCCUCAGACGACCAUAAAAGCCAAGCGCACCGAGGCGGGACAAGGGGCCGAGAUCCCCCCUCUGGUCGAGUGCAGCUUCGACAUAGAGGCCUACACCAUCGACGGCUCGUUCCCAGAAGGUUCCUUCGAAGGCGCUAGGACCAUCACAAUCGGCAGCACCUUCAAGGUGUACGGCCAGAGAGAACCCUACCUGAGGCACGUGAUCACGCUCAAGGACUGCGCUCCUAUCGAAGGGGUCGUGGUCGAGAACUACGACUCGGAAGGAGAGGUCAUCUUGGCUUGGCAGCGCCUCCUGCUGAAGGAGUCUCCGGACGUCAUCUACUCUUGGAACGGCUACGGCUUCGAUUGGAACUUCCUGUACAAGUCCGCGAAACGCGUGGGCGUCCCUUUCGACGUGGGCAGGCUGAAGGGAGUACCCAGCACCCUGAGCGAGAAGCAGCUGGAGUCAGCGGCGUUCGGUUUCAACAAGUUCCUGCUCGUCAGCAUGCCGGGGAUCCUGGACCUGGAUCUCAUGCAGGCCGUGAAGAGGUCUCACAAGCUGGACAGCUACAGCUUGGAAAACGUGGCAUCCGUGACCCUGAACGAGCACAAGAACGACAUGCCCAUCCGCCGGCUCUUUGAGCUCUACGAGCAGGGGACGCCAGAGGGAAUCGCAGAGAUCGCGAGGUACUGCGUCCAGGAUACGGCCCUACCGCUCCGCCUGUCGGACAAGCUCAACCUCCUCUUCGACCAGAUCGAGAUGUCCAAGGCCACCUUCGUGCCCAUAGACUAUCUGCUGCACAGGGGUCAACAGAGGGGGGGUCCCGUACGGAAAUCCAGGUCGGAAGUUCCGGUGACGUUCAAGCUGAUGCACGUGCCCGGGGACGGCAGCUGUCUCUUUCACAGCAUACUCUUGGCAUCUCUAGCUGCAAAGGGCCUCGACGUGACGACGCUCAGCAGGUCGUACAUCGUUCGAAACUCGAAGAAGCUCAGACAGGCUGCCGUAGACUACGUGAUCCGACACCUCAGGACUCCCUUAGGGGGAAUAAGAGGCAAUAUGACGGGCAGCGAGCUCAUACUCAACGAAUACGCGAGCAGCAGCGUAGACGGAGAGGCAGGCAUCAAGGACGGACCCUCUUACAAGCGCGUCAUGAGCAAAACCAGCACGUAUGCCGGCAACACGGAACUCAUAGCCCUGAGCGCGCUCCUCAAAGCGAAGAUAGUCGUGCACGUCAGGACCGGUGGCGAGAGCGAAUUCGACGCGGCGAAUACGGGAGGACGAAUCCGUGUCUUCAGCUGCAUCCUGAACCAGACGAAGCGCCUGGGCUACUUGAUAAAGACCUUCGACCGGGCAGCGGAGACCGCCGUGGUGGAGAGCAAGUUCAAAGAUGAGCCUCCUCAUGAAGCCUCCGCAGCUCCCGCAUCAUGCGUCCCACGGGCCACGGUACUCGAGGCGAAGACCGGCUGCUACAUGGACCCAGUCGCGACGGUCGAUUUUGCAUCACUCUACCCUAGCGUCAUGCGCGCUUGGAACCUGUGCCCUUCGACGUGGGUCCUGGACAGACGCUACUCCAACAUGCCCGGUGUGGAAUACAAGACCUUCAGCUGGACCGACGAUGACGGCAAUCUUUGCGAGUCAACCUUCGUUCAGAGCCGCAAGGGAGUCGUUCCGGGUAUGCUCGAGGAACUCGCAAAAAUGAGAAAGUGGGCAAAGAGGAUGAUGGCGGAAGCGAAGGCCGACCAUAAGAGCUCGGAAGCUGCCGUGUGGAACUCCGCGCAACUAGCCUAUAAGAUUACACAAAACUCCACAUAUGGAGCCCUCGGGAGUGCUAAGGGAUUAAUUCCGGCCAAACAAAUCGCGGCGACGGUGACGACGAUCGGAAGGGGGAUGAUCGCAGACACCAAGGCCUUUCUGGAGCAGACAUAUCCAGGUAGCGCCACCGUAUACGGAGACAGCGUCACCGGGCCGACUCCCACGACCGUGCGCGUGGACGGGCGCAUCUACGUGGAGACCUUCGAGCGGCUCGCCGACCGCUGGGGAGUGGGGAAGUGGCUGCCUUGCUUCCACGACGAGGAGAAAGAGAGCUGCGAGCUCCCCGGCGUGGACGUAUGGACGGACGCCGGUUGGACCCCGGCGAAACGCAUCAUCAGGCAUUGCCUCGCGCCCGGGAAGUGCAUCCUACGCGUGCUCACGGACGCCGGCAUGGUGGACGCGACGGACGAGCACAGCCUGCUCGACUCCCAGGGCGAGGUCGUAUCAGCACGGGACGUGGAAGUGGGGUCCGAGUUGCUCCACGCUCCGUACCCCGAGCUCGUGCAGGGCAGAGAGCGCAUCACCCCAGAGAAGGCGAUCGUGCUGGGCAUGUUCUGCAGCGACGGGGCGCGCGGAAAGUACUUCUCCGCCGUGCCGGACGUCAUCCUCAACGCAUCCCUCGAGGCGCGGCGGGCAUUCUGGGACGGCCUGUACGGCCUCGAGGGAGAGGAGAUCCACAUCGAGCACAAGAGCCAGGUGGCGCUCGCGUCCUACGCUCUCUUGGCUGCGAGCUUGGCGUUCAGCACGAGCUUCGACGCUCGCGUGGCCAAGCCCGAUGCAUUCCGUCUGACCCUAACAGAGAGGCCGCAGCCGAGAGACGCGGAGGCGGUGAAGCGCGUCGUUCAGGUCCGGUACGAAGGCUGGGUGUACGACCUGACAACGGAGAGCCACCGCUUCGCAGCAGGAGCCGGCCGGUUGGUAGUCCACAACACGGAUUCCGUCAUGAUCCGCUUCGAGCCGGGCGCCACCGACCCCGGCGUCCUCGAACGGUGCAUCAGGAAGGGGGAGGAGGCCGCCGAGUUGGCCACGAAGAAGCUCUUCAGGGAGCCCAUCGUCCUCGAGUACGAGAAGGUCUUCUACCCCUUCAUCCUGUGCUCCAAGAAGCGCUACGCCGGCCUGAAGUACACGGAGGUAGGCAAGCCCCCGGAGGUGGACGCAAAGGGCCUGGACUUGGUCCGCCGCGACAGGAUACCCCUGGCUAGAGAUCUACAAAAGACCAUACUGGACAAGAUUCUCUUCGAGAAGGACUUGCACGGGGCAGUACAGGCGUGCCGACAGACCGCCGAGGACCUGCUGGCCGGGCGAAUAGGGCUCGAGAAGCUGACCCUGAGUCAACAGCUGAAGAGCACGUAUGCGAACGACGCGCACGCGAACCUGAUGGUGGCCAGGAAGAUCCGCGAGCGCAUGCCAGGCAGCGAGCCGAAGCCGGGCGAUCGCGUGCCGUACGUGUUCAUCGACAUCGGAGACCCAAAGGCCAACUCGAGCGCCAUGGCAGAGGAUCCGGCAUACGCACUCGAGCACGAUCUGCCCAUCAACUACUACCUCUACCUGAAGUCGCAUCUCAUCAACCCGCUGUCCACCAUCUUGGACUUAUUCGUGAAGAACGGAGGCAAGGCGGAGGACAUCCUGUUCGCGGACAUCAUCAGGAAGUACAAGAAUCACAAGAGCGGUCAGCGGCAGAUCUCCAGCUUCUUCCAGCCGGUCUCGAAGAAGCCGAAGCGAGAGCAGCUAUCCGCGGCAUACCAAAACGCUAGAGAUAGCGGCUCGUUCUUGCCCCCCCAACACCUGCUCGACAAAGUGGCUCCGUGCAAGACGGACACGUUCAAGCUGUGCGCCUGGCGGACGAAGCGCAAGUUGCCUGGGGUGAAGUCCGUCAACUGGAAGAAGUUGACAGGCAACAUCGCAAAGUCGCAGCUCGACAAGAGGAUAGCUGCUUUCAUCGAGCAAGAGGACAACGGACCCGGCGCAUUCGCGACCCAGGUCCAAGGAUUUGCGAGAGCUCUGACUAUGCUCAAGUGGUUGGUUCCUCCUGUCACCAGAACUCUGGCAGAGAUGAAGGACGUGGUCGCAAACAAACUCGGACGCGCUGACUUGACGGUUCAGAAGUAUCUCGGGGCCGGCAUAGCGGGCUCCGUGUUCGAGGUGAAGCGAACCGGAGCCAACGGUCAAGUGACGAAGGCGGUGGUCAAGAUCGUGCUCACUCCCGAUGAAUUGGAAUGGAGAAAUUUCGAAAAGGAGGUCGGUCAACAGAAGCGUUUCAGGCGAACGCUCGAAAGAGGUCUGGAGACCAAAACGCUGCACAUCCCCGAGGUCUACGACAUCUGGAGAUUGCCCGGAAAUAGGGAAGCUGCCGUACUGAUGGAGUCCCUCGACGGCACACUCGGUUCGUUCAUCGGGAAGUAUCGCCACAAACCCAGCUUCCUCCUCGAGAUUGCCAGACAGAUGAAACGCACCGUAGCUUCGCUUCAUAGGAACAAGUUGGUUCAUGGCGAUCUGCACUGGUCGAAUCUCGGCUACAAAUCGUUUCCGAAUGGAAAGGUCGAACUGUUCAUCAUCGAUUUCGGACGCAGCUUAGGGCCUCUCACGCAGAAUCAACUCGCAAACGUCGGCGACCUCGAUCGAUGGUGCGUAUGGAGAGCGUCAUGUAACGCGGGGACGGCAUUUGCCGCGUUCAACAAGGCCUUGCACGAAGUGGGCUUUCCUGGGAGCAAAAUCUUGGACGACUAUACGAAUCUGGGGAGCAAGCCGAUCAACGACGGGAACAACCAAUAUCUAGUCCAGGACAUUGACGCCAAUUGCUUCGGCAGGGCAUCAAGGCGGUAUGAUGGCGCUCAAAUCCGCCACAUUCAACGACUCGUCGAGGAGAUGAGGCAGCUCAGGCGGGCAUAUAAGCAGAGUGACAGGCUGCUAGAUGCAGCUUAUACCGACAGGCAGCGUGCGAGAACCGUCAUCCGAAAUCCGAUACAACAAGUAAUUCCGUUCAACUUGAACCAUUGGAUGCUCUAUACCUUAGCAUACGCGCUGGCCCAUCUGGCGAUCCAUCCUGCUGGCGAAGCAGCUGCGAUCGUGAAUCGUUUGGGUGUCAUCGGGCAGGCAUAUUGGAGUGGAGUCCCGCCCCCGGGAAUGUACACCGGAGGCAGGACGCCUUGGUCGCAACGAAUGUUCAGAGAGCGUGGGUCCAAGAUAAGGCGCCUCGUGGCGCUGGUCGGCCGGACUCAUUUGAAGAGCAUCGUCAGAAACGGGCCCGAGUGGCCAUGGCUGGACGUGGCAGAAACGAACGCGCUCUUGCAGGCGAUCCCCAACAUUCUCGAUCUGCAACCCUCCGUGGACAAUAUCGAAGAGGCUCAGAGCCGCAUGAACGCGGCGCAACGCGAGAAGCGUCGUUAUAGGACGGCCUUCCGAGAGAAGGAGAAGGAGCUGAAAAGAGCGAUCGAACGAGCAGGGCUCCCGGCUCUCGGCCCGCCUCCGCGCCGCGCUUAUAUCGGCGGCGAUCGCACCUAUCGGGUUCCGGCAGCGCUAGCAGACCUCGGUCUCACCGCAGAGAACUUGCAAGCACUUCCUCGGACGCGGAGAGCCGCCUGUCUACGACAGGAUUUCGAGCAAGUCGAUCGUUAG
Messenger RNA from Klebsormidium nitens, 6078 nucleotides. Lineage: Eukaryota; Viridiplantae; Streptophyta; Klebsormidiophyceae; Klebsormidiales; Klebsormidiaceae. The record is from the annotation of a GenBank genome assembly.